Camellia sinensis is the source of this 1550-nucleotide messenger RNA. Its product is annotated as putative plastid-lipid-associated protein 12, chloroplastic. NCBI's taxonomy places the organism in Eukaryota, Viridiplantae, Streptophyta, Magnoliopsida, Ericales, Theaceae. The record is from RefSeq and is a predicted model, not a curated record.
CAUCCACGGGAAUGGGAGUGUAUCUAGUUGAAUUACCAACGCAAACAAACAAGCAAACAGAACAGGGAAAGGCAGUGAAGCCGGAGUGAAUGGCGACGAUCCAAGUCGGAAAUCUAGGGUUUGGAUUGACGCCAUUGCCAACGAUAUCACUGUUAAAACUAAAACCCAGAGCUGGUCUGCAAUUUCACAAAGCUUUUGAGCCCUCAACUCCAACUCCAAGUGGAAAUGGAAGAGUUGCCCUUGUUCGUCUGCCUUUAUUCCCUGUUUGUUUGUGUUCUCUGGUAGACGAACAAAGGCAAGUUGAAGAAGACGAAGAAGAAGAUGAGGUGGUUACCUUCAACGACCAUGAAAAUUCACUUAUUGUUGCACUCAUCGGCAUUCAGGGCCGAGGCCGCUCUGCUUCUCCCCAACAACUCCAAGAGGUUGAACGUGCGGUGCAAGUUUUAGAAGGUUUAGAGGGUGUACCUGAUCCGACAAGCUCUAGUUUGAUUGAAGGUCGCUGGCAAUUAAUGUUUACAACAAGACCUAGAACUGCAUCCCCUAUUCAGAGAACAUUUGUUGGAGUUGAUUUCUUCAGUGUAUUUCAAGAGGUAUACCUACGAACAAAUGACCCCCGUGUGUCCAACAUUGUAAGAUUCUCUGAUGCAAUAGGUGAGCUGAAAGUAGAGGCUGCAGCAUCAAUUAAGGAUGGAAAACGAAUACUUUUUCAGUUUGAUAAAGCAGCCUUCUCUUUCAGAUUUCUUCCAUUCAGGGUUCCAUAUCCAGUACCAUUUAGGCUUCUUGGAGAUGAAGCAAAGGGUUGGUUAGACACUACGUAUUUGUCCAAUUCUGGAAACCUUCGCAUCUCGAGAGGAAACAAGGGCACCACAUUUGUGCUGCAAAAGAAAACUGAACCAAGGCAAAGAUUGCUGGCAGCCAUUUCCACAAAUACAGGAGUGAGAGAAGCAAUUGAUGAGUUCAUCCUCCUAACUAAGAAUGUAGCCAAAGGUGAACCAGAACUUCUUGAGGGUGAAUGGCAAAUGAUAUGGAGUUCACAGAUGGAGACAGAUAGCUGGUUAGAGAAUGCUGCAAAUGGUCUUAUGGGCGUGCAGGUAGUCAAAUCGAAUGGAAAAUUGAAGUUUCUGGUCGACAUAUUGCUUGGCAUCAGAUUCUCUAUGGAUGGCACAUUUGUGAAAUCUGGCACCAACACAUACGAUGUUAUAAUGAAUGAUGGAGCCAUUCUGGCUGGCCAAUUUGGAGUUCCUGUAGAGAUGGAGAGCAAGUUCAAGUUGGAGUUGCUUUAUACUGAUGAAAAGAUCAGAAUUACCCGAGGGUACAACAAUAUUAAUUUUGUCCACGUACAAGUGGAUGGGUCUAAGCAGAAAUGAAUUAUCUGCACCAACCUGAAGAAGAUAGAUAUGUAACCUAUGUUGCUUCUGAAUAUGACCAUGCAAAGAACUGAUUUUGCAUAUUUAUUACCAAGUUUAAUCCCGACAUUCUGUUUACACACUAUUGUUGACAAUUUGGAGACAUUUUUUGGUGAUAUAGUAGAAUGGAUGGUAUUUUCGAGA